This is a messenger RNA of Colletotrichum graminicola M1.001, 564 nucleotides long. RefSeq lists its product as uncharacterized. Lineage: Eukaryota; Fungi; Ascomycota; Sordariomycetes; Glomerellales; Glomerellaceae. Gene Ontology annotation, molecular function: nucleic acid binding; zinc ion binding. Bases 1 to 564 code for a protein of 187 amino acids. The transcript has a single exon. The record is from RefSeq and is a predicted model, not a curated record.
AUGAGAAAGGAAGAAGCCGCCUUGAAUGAGGUUACGACAAUACAGUCGCUGGAGGGAGAUCGCUUCCACGAGGACAACGUCUGCAAUCAAUGCGGCCACUUUGGCCACUGGCUAGGCGAUUGUGUCUUCCCGGACGACAACGGCUACAUCAAGGGCUGUCCCAUUCACAACGCGAAGGGUCAUACCUGGGACGAAUGCCCCGAUGCGCGAAAGAUGAGCCUAGAGCGCAAGAUUAUGUACGUCAUCCUACGAAGAAGGAACAAGCCAGCGAUACAGUCAACACAUCCAUGGAUCGCACUUGUCAAGGUAGCGCUGCAACAGGGCUCAGAAGCAUACUGCUGGGGACCAUCCGUAUGGACCCGGGAAUUCGUCAUGAAGAUGAUUCGGGGACCAAAAGCUGAUCACCCGUGGCUCGACUUCAAUUAUGGCCGACAACUCAUCUCGACUCUGCCUAAAGAUCCGGAGACCAUGGAUGACCCCGGAGUUCUGGUCGAGAGACGCUUACUCUGGAACCAGGUUCACAGGCCCUUACUCAAGAGAGGUGAGCCUGACGAUGGAUUUUAG